Molecule: messenger RNA, 1275 nt
Organism: Anastrepha ludens (Mexican fruit fly)
Lineage: Eukaryota; Metazoa; Arthropoda; Insecta; Diptera; Tephritidae
Gene: IPIP
Product: sesquipedalian-1
Exons: 4
Coding region: 112-960 (282 amino acids)
Biological process (GO): receptor recycling; retrograde transport, endosome to Golgi; endosome organization
Cellular component (GO): early endosome; recycling endosome; trans-Golgi network
Source: RefSeq, a predicted model, not a curated record
AAAAAGUCGAUUAAUAAAUUAGUUUUGUCUAACUCGCGCUGUCUUUAUUACUAAAUAAUAUGUUAUUAGUUUGAAUGUAAAUUUGUGAGAAGCACUCAAAAUUGAUGAACGAUGAAAAUCAAUGAAAAGAAUUUGUGUGUUUUCGCCACUACUCCUCCAUUUGAUUGUGAAGGUUUUUUGAAUAAAAGGGGUGAGGUCAACAAGGCAUUCCAGCGACGAUAUUUCGUACUUAAGGGAAACUUGUUAUUUUACUUUGAAAAGAAAGGAGAUAAAGAGCCGUUAGGUCUCAUAAUUGUGGAGGGCUGUACAAUAGAAUUAUCUGAAGAAAGUGAUCAGUAUUGCUUUGAAAUAGCUUUCAAUGGUAAUCGUACUUAUGUGCUAAGUGCAGAUUCACAGGAAUGUAUGGAGGCAUGGAUGAAAGCGCUAACAUGUGCCGGUUAUGAGUACAAGAAGCUGGUUGUUGCUGAACUUCAAAGGCAAUUAGAAGAAAUUGAGUGUUCGCGUAAUAAAGCAACUAACGUGACAAACAUAUCAGUUCCGAGGCCACCACCUCGAAGACAAAAUCCUUUCAACCGACCCGCUCCAGCCCUGCCCGGUAUGAACAAUAAUAACAAUGCUACAACGGAGCCGUUUAUAAACGGCCAUUUCGGUUCGACAAUGCAACGAAGUUUAGGUCAUACACAUCAACCAUCAGGUCCAGCCCUUCAGCACAGUCCAAUACCGCCGCUAAGGUCUAAUAAAAAUGACUCAAACAGACAGCAACCAUAUCAGCAGCAUUGCAGCAAUUCAGAUACCCCAGCAGUACUUAAAACUCAUUCACCUACUUUGAAUGUUUUGCGCAAUAAAAAUAAUCGUACUUUUGAACAAUUACAUGAAAAGUUCCGAGAAGUAGUGAUGAAAGAUGUACUUGAGUACAGGUCACAACAACUGCUCACGUCCCAGCCACUCAUAGAAUUGUGAUGUUUUUAUUUAUAAAUGAUUAAGUAUACUUAAGUAUAUGCAUGAAUAUACAUACAUAUGUUUGCGAAUACCUAUAACUAACUUCUUAAACGCAUUUUGCUUCGCAACAAAACAUUGUUAAUUAUUCCUAACGCAACCUUUAACUUUAGCAAUAGGAGUAUACAUUUUAGCUAAUACUGUAACCUAAUAUUCAGUAUCUUUUAUCAUUCAUGUUUUUUGUAGUUUUAUUUUCAAGCUAUUUAUGUUCCGAAAAAAUAACAGAAGCUCCGAAAGUUACAAGUUUGCAGAAUUGACAAUAAACGAAUUAAAACGAUA